Varroa destructor (honeybee mite) is the source of this 16740-nucleotide messenger RNA. RefSeq names its product Rho GTPase-activating protein 190 (gene RhoGAPp190). Gene Ontology annotation, molecular function: GTP binding; GTPase activity; GTPase activator activity. Gene Ontology annotation, cellular component: cytosol. The record is from RefSeq and is a predicted model, not a curated record. Gene Ontology annotation, biological process: regulation of cell size; Rho protein signal transduction; regulation of axonogenesis. Lineage: Eukaryota; Metazoa; Arthropoda; Arachnida; Mesostigmata; Varroidae.
UUCACUGACUUGGUUGUUCUAUCGGUGUUCUAUCUUCGUCAGCGUGGAUGAUUACUUCAGAGCUGUAAAAGUUACGGAUAUGUUAUAUUUUAUACUCUAUUGUAGUUCUCCCAGAAUAUAUCACAAAGCAUUUCACUCCCACAACGCUGUAGUUAUAUGCAAUUUCACGUCGGUGAAAAUAGUGGGACAAUCACAAAAACAAGCCACAGCAGUAAUGCACUGGCGUAGAAAUACCUCAACGUCCCUAAUGUGUAAUUAUGUUUUACUGUGGUGAUAAAAGCGCUCGCCUAACAGCAGAGGUGUCAACUCGGCAUGGUUACUAUAGACUAGAAAAACAGCAGAAGUAGGAGGACAGCAAUGACCAAUGAGUAAGUACUGUUAUAGCCGAAGUCUACCGAAGGCAACGUGUCUUCUGAACAGUCAACGAGGUCUUUUUUGCGAGCCUGCUAGCCACCGCACAGGAACUAUUUGGCGGAUAUAGAACAGUAGAUGCCGUACGUUAACAGUCAUUUCGUGAUUCUCAUUGCCGUUGCUCCUGCGAAUUAUUAAACACGUUAUCCCAGUAUUGUCAUUAUAGACACACAGUGGAAACUGCAAUGAACGUCAGUGUAAACAUGCUGGGCUAGGCGGGGUUUAAAUCGGCAGCAGCAGCAGCGAGGCGGAAGUUGGCUAGUGACUAGCUGCAUUGUACUUGUACUAGGUCACGGACCUCUCUUGUCGCGCCUGUCGCGAGGGGCAGACGCGAAGAAAGGAACGCGCACGAAGCGUGCAAGACGAUCACAGUAGAAGUUAUGUCGUAGUGAACAGACGGAGAGCAUAUUCGUGUGACUGAUUCAUUCACAUGCUCAUUUUCACAAUAGUCAGUUUUUUUUGCAAUAGAAGAUCCGCAGCUCUUAUUGAUCCCCGCUUUAGCAGGCGUCAUACAGUACAUGGAUAACGCCUUUUUGUUUCUGAACUCGCAGGGUCGAAAACGAUGUUCCUCAAGAAUAUGUACCCACAAAAGCCUAAUUGUCGAUGAAGCGAGGUAAAUAUGUGUGAAGUAUUAAUAUCAAAUACAAGGGCAAAUUUAAUGCUAAACGUGCUGUCGUGUUAUUUUUCAUGUCGUCAAGCUUAGGAGCACGAUGGCUCUGCGUUCGCGGUCGCUGUAUUUAUUUGCAGACGUGCAUGACCGCCGCUCGUGCCGAACAAUUUUAACAGGGGUCCAGAAGCAGGUUUAAUCGAUGAGAUGUGUAUAAUAAACCCUAAGAACAAAUUAUGUCCUGUUGUCAAACGCGAAUCCGGCGAAUGAUUAAUUGAAUCCCUCAUAGUGAACCUUUACGUUUCAAAAAGGAAAACAAGCUUCUUCCCCGAUAAUGUUUUAGGUUAGAGCAGUCUGUGAUCACAGCUCCACCAGUUAUCCUGCCCAUACGAGUGCCGAUAGCCAGGCCAUAUGGAUCCGGACGCCGAUCCGUGUCGUGGCAUAUAUCACAAGCUCUAGAUGCAGCGCGUAUUAAAGGAUGCAUUAUCGCGCAGUGAAUAUUUAGGUUCAACAAAGGGUGAGGGAGAUCUGUCUUUGACAGUGUAAUUAUUUAGUUGUGUUUCGUGGUGUAUUAUGGCUUUGAAAUACAAGGUAGUGUUUCCUAUUAUUUAUCACUAAUAUCUAUGCGUUAUUCUUCCGUUUCAUGACGAAACCGAAUACAGUAACGAUGCCGUACUAUGAAAAGUAAUCGGAUCCUAUCGUCGCGGUGAUGAUACUUUUGUGGCACUAUUGUGUUGCAUGGAGUAGGACAUGCACAUAAACAUGUUUUGACAGAUAAGUAAGGCCCCACAUUAGUCUUACCCUCCUGAGUGAAAAAUGAUGGGCUAAGUGUUUUUGUAAUACUAAGAAUAACGGCAUACAUCCACUAAAGAAUAGAGGUUUUUGUCGCCAGGAGGUUUCGCUGAUGCAUGCUCUGCUUCCUGACGUCGGAUUUCAACCGCUGUUCUUUUACUAGACGGGCUUACGGCACCGCUAUGAAGCAAACAAAUUAGAGCAAGCUGUACACAUUUUGAAAACAAUAUUUUAUUAGGUUCAUUGCAGUAUUCGAGGCCCGUCGCACGGCUUGUGCGAAAAUGACCAACCGGAACUAUUUCAUUGCAUCCGGUAACAAAAGAUUUGAAACACCGGUUAAUACUAUCUUCAAAGUAGCCCAACUGAAAAACAGUAAAUCAGUCGAAAGCUGCAGGCCGCAGAUCACUUUUAUACUCUCAGGCAAAGCGGCACACGACUCGAAGCAAGGGUUUAUUUCUGGUGCAAUGCAGUAUGGUUCAGCAAUAUUUAUUCUGCAUGGAAAUCUUUGACUACGUCGUAAUUGUUUGAUCUUGAACAGGCAGACGGAACUGAAAUAAAUGGUAAAAAGUAACAAUCUAUUUAUUGUACCGGCAUCCUCUUAGCUUGUCACGUGUGACAUUUGUUCGAAUUGACUUUCAGUGAAGUCUCCAGAGUAACCAUUCGCUGUCGGUUAAAGCGCUGCAAGGAUUCCGUCGCUGGACUAAUCUGAGAUCUUUCCAACAGACCUAAGAGGUCGCAGGUCUUUUGUUUACCGGUGUUAGGACUUUGAACCAGCGAUAGUUGGCGAGCCUAUUAUCCCAUACACUAUCGCACAUUGAAUCAACUAAAGAGAGCUUGCGCACUUGUCGUUCAUUCACUCUAGUGAAGCAGUGUCAUUUUUAUGUUGCAAGAAAGUGACUUGGAGCCCAGCUAGUCAUAUGUGACUGUUGUACGGGAUGUAGAAACCUUCUAGUUGUAUUUCCAAAUAUAAUUCCCCAGCUGUGACGCAGCUGUACGUACGCGCUACAUACGGAUGUAUUUUGCAUUGCAGAUACUUGGAACAUAUGCAGAGAUAGUGAACUUGCGGCCCUUUUGCGUGUCGCUGAUCUUCGUAAGGCAUUAAUAGAAUAAUAUAUGGCGGAAUAGAAUCGGCUCGAAGCAAAAGCAUCAUAAAAAGAACAUCACAAAACACCGACUUCGAUACAGCAGAAAAAGCUGCACACUCAACUUUUGAACCGUUAAAUCGUCGUUUAUAACUAGACUGAUACACCCACCAGACGGCUCGAAGCUACGCCAAAACAAAUCUGGUUACUUGCACUUUUUCUUAGCAACUCUAUAUAGACCCUAAAAGCUAUAUGGGCCGGCAACCUUUUCAAAACUAGCGACUGAAAAAAAAAGAAACCGAUCGUAUGUAGACUGCAACCGACCCGUUAUGGACUAGGGAGAUUGUAAUAGCUCUAUAUGCCAUAUAAAUCUACGAUCCGUUGUUUCACAGCACUCCAAAUGCAGCUUCCAAGGUGCGCCUAACCAUAUUGGGCGAUCCACGGUCGCUCUCGUAAGACGCUUAAGCGCGAUACCUUCUUUUAUAUUGCUGCUGUUGCUUCUUUUUACUACUAGAAUUGUUGUUUAUUGGUUCAUUUGUUUUAACGCAGUUCAUCAACAUCUGGAACUUCUCACGUGGCCCGUGAAGCCGCCACUGGAGCGCGCUAGCCUUUGUUCGGAGUUUACUAUAACUGCGACCAUUUCUAGCGGUUCAAUCUUGUGUUGGUUCGGAAGGAAAGCUACCGAUGUUUUUCGGUGGUAACAUAUGGUUGGAUUGUUUCCUCGUAUUCGGAAUGUCUGACCAUUUCGUUUUGUCGAUACAAAUUCGGCUCAUUUUUUUUCAGACGUUAUGAACUCGUUUCCUGCGUUGAGAAAUCGACGGGGCGAAGGUUUUUCAGCUAGAGAAUACUAAUAAAAAUAGAAAAUAAUUCCAUAAAAAUAUCUAGACAGAUAAAUGCCUACUGAUCGUAAGUGAAAAACCCCGCAGACUCUCUUUUGCAAGCACCCUGUCACACUUGUGUACGCAUUAUUAUAUUAUUAAAACUGCAGUAUGAAUAACAACGGGAACAGGAGAAAGCGUUAAUAGCAGCGCUGGUGGGGUACGAUGACUAUAAGAGGCAGUGGGAGUGACAAGACAAGGUUAGGGACCAUGGAAACCGCCGGAGGGCUUUUGCACGAUUUCCUAUAGUACUGUUCGCUUAUAGUACUUUUGUUGCCUGACUGCUGCCCAACCGCUAACGCUGGUGGAAUAACGUCGCUGAAGCAGGCUAAACCGUUUCGAUCAUUAUCAUCAUCUUCGCCGUUUGGUCAUGGGAACCUUGGAUGAAGCGUAGGAAUGAUUGUUCGCCUGACGGCGGACUCCACCAACGAUGAUCCCGGCGAAAAGUCGAAUGGUGGUCGAAUAAUUCUAUGGGCCAAAAAAAAGGCCAUCUGCUCGUAGCUGAGGUUGGCAAAGGCUUUGAGGCCUCUCUAUAUCCGUCUGGCUCCUACACAGUAGAAUUGCGCAGCCCCUUACGCGUACACGGCUCGUGUAUAGGUGAGGAAAACACGAUGGAACGAAGACCAGUUGUACGCUGACUCCCGUGCGUAGACCUGGCAUACGAUGAAAGGGGUGUAAGGCAUACAACUGGGGAUCUAUGAGACUCGGAUUCGGUGUGUGGAUCACGAAAAGACCAGAUCAAUCUGGCUGGUAGUUGGAAUAUCCCUCCCCAUACGCCCUACCAUCGCGUAGAUGGUGCGCAGUAUCUUACAUUGAGGGCCGUGUCUCACUCGACGCGCGAGGGACGGAAACGGUGGGCAUGGCCUCAGGUCGUGCUCCGGGGACUCAGCUUUCUAUUGACCUUUUCGUAGAACCACCUUUUUCAACAGUAGUAAGAAGGAUCACAUGCAUGACGAUGUUGAUAGCUGCUGCUGCUGCUGCUGCUGCUGUUGUUAUUGUUGCUACCCAUGGCGCUCUAGCUGUCAUUGUUCCGAUAUAAAUCAAUAAAGAGAUGACGAUCAUUACUCCAAUUAGCACUCUUGCCCAUAUUUGCUUUUCUGUGACCACUGGGUAAUAAUAAUAAUGUUAUUAGCAUUCUAUAGUUGUCCAAAUUUUUAUUAAAACGUAGUUAUGACUUUUUUUUUUGCAUCAGUACGGUUUUAUAUGCUGUGGUGCGCUGAUAAAAACUAGGCUUUAAAGCAUUUUAAAGCAAUGUAUUUAGAAAAACGGUUGAUCCAUUGACAACAAAAUUUAUCUAUAUAUAUAUACACAUCAGGUGUAUUAUGAACACCGGAUAUGACUGAUAGUUUCUGAACUGAAUAACAUCGGAGAAACGGCAGUAGUAAAGCAUUAUGUAUCCAUCUUGCCUGUGAUAAGACAAGUCGGGUUGUUUCGCAUUGGAAUUCGGUUAUCUAUUGUGACUUAACGACGACUGCCUUUGUCAAACAGAUCAUGGCUAAUCUAUCGAACUCGUUCCUCAAAUAAACAAUAGAAAUCCUCAGCCGUCAGUUUCGAAAUCUACUCGAUUCGCAAAGAGAUACUGCUGAAGAAAUCGUUAGAUCAAACGGCGGCGUCUAGCGCCAUCAAAGCGUCUCGUUCCCUGGCGCUAACUUGUAGCUUACAGCGGAAAGCAGUAAUAGUUGCUGGACGAAAAAAAAACAACCAGAAGUUUGCAAAUAGAUCGCAUUGUAUGUUAUCGUAAAGUGCCUCUUUGUUCUACUAUCGCUUCUCGCUUGAGACUUCAGAAAACAAGGGUACACGAAUGAGGCUGAUAUAGUACAGCGAAAAAACCGUUAAAAUGUCGAGGCUUAAGAAAAUAAUGACUGAAUAUAAGUUUCGAGCCAGAUAGUUAAUGUUGUCAGAACGCUGUUGGAAGAAUAACUCUUUGUCAAGUAGACAGGUUACACACGAAGCUGCUAUUUCAGUGGGUUUUCUCAGUGAGUAACUUCUGGCAUGGGUUUUGCCGAUAUAAUCGUAGAUGCCUCAGACGGUUGUUUUGCUGCUUCCGAGUUAUGUAGCGGAGAAGGGUCGAGGGUAUUUACCUAAUAGGUCGUACUCGGGCGGAGGAUUUGCACAUGCGAAUUACCAUGUGCAUCAAACGGCUUUUGUAGACCCUGCGAAGAACACGUACCGAUAUUCUGCCGCAGUUAAUUACGACAGCGCCGCAAGCUGCUCAUUCCACAAGUGGGAAGCUGAGCUAGUGGCUGACAACUGUGACGUGUCCCGAGUCGAGAAGUGUGUCGGAGCCGUUUCUGCAUGUCUGCAUGCUUGUGCCAGAACUCUAAGCUGCGAUCCGGUUUCCCAGUCGCUUGGACUCACUGGGUUGUUAAUACAGAAACGGGCGGAAUCAAAAAGACACUGGACGCUUAUCAACAGCCUGGUUUCUGACGAUGAUCCUGAGCAUUUGAGCUGAUGGCCAGUAUACGAUCAUAACGCAAGCCUCCGGAGCUCGGAGUGCGAAGCAGACGUAAUCAGCACGGGGCAACAGACGUAAUCGUGGGCCAAAGAGAACGUCUACGUGGAGGAGGUGUUGCUUUCAGGACACCCCCAGCAACGCCGUCGAAGCUGCUGCAGCAGCAACUAUUGGUGGCUGCGAAACAAACAUCAGGCGUGUCAAGAGGACUCUGUCAGGAUGUCGGUGACCACGACCUUGAAGAAGAUCUCAGCGUCGACGACGGGGCGUCGCGGCGGAUCGUACCACUCAACUGGUGGCCCGGAAUCCAACUCUGUCGUUGAAAAGCGCACGAUUACGGUUGCAGUCAUUGGCCUUUCUGGCACCGAAAAGGAAAAGGGUUGCAUGGGCUCGGGAAAAUCAUGCCUCUGCAAUCGUUUUGUGCGUCCGGGUGAAGAUGACUAUUACACGGACCAUAUCUCUGUUUUAUCACAGACGGACUUCGGUGGUCGGGUCGUAAACAAUGACCAUUUCCUCUAUUGGGGUCAUGUCACUAAAGGGACAUCACCCGAUAUAUUUUCAGAGAUGAACCAGGAACUAGGCAUGAGCACACUGUCUAGUGGGCCCGGGGGUGUCUUGGGCGGGGGCAGUGCCGGUCUACCGCCGUUACCCCCAGGAGUAGCCGGAGUACAAACCACGUUUCACAUCGUUGAACAAACCGAGUUCAUCGACGACUCGAGCUUCCAGCCGUUCAAAAGCGGAAAAACCGACCCCUACGUUAAGCGUUGCGCCUCCACGAAACUUACCUCUGCCGAGAAACUUAUGUAUAUAUGUAAAAAUCAACUGGGCAUCGAAAAAGAGUAUGAGCAAUGUCUGAUGCCAGACGGCCGCCUGAGCGUCGACGGGUUCGUGUGUGUGUUCGACGUCAGCGACGUUCCAGGACGCAGUGUCGAACGCGUGGUCGAAUAUACGGCCACAUGCCUCAGUCAACUUAUCAAAACGAAGAAGCCUAUUGUGUUAGCUGCUACGAAAUGCGACGAAGCAGAUGACGCCAUGCAGAGAGAGUUGGAUCGCCUGUUAUCCCGUAAAGAAUUCAAAUCGGCUAACAUCCCUCUGGUGGAAACCUCUGCUCACAAUGCGGUCAACGUCGAUACAGCGUUCAUGGUCUUAGCACACUUGGUGGAUAAGGCUCGACCAGGUAAACUUAAAGUGAUGUCGUACCAGGAAGCGUUGAAAUGCCGUCAGGAAAUGUGCGACUUUGCUGCCGAAGCGUACGGGGCACUAAUUCGCGCCCAAGUGAACGACUACCGCACCCUCUGGGUGACCGCCGCGAAGCGUGUACAACACUGUCCCGAAUUCAAGCGCUACGUGGAAAUUUACGGCAAGGACGCAGCAAAGCGGACGUUUGUCCAACACACGAAACGCCUUAAAGAGCAGUACAUAGAUAGUCGCGUCCAAGCCUAUCUCAGGGUUCUGCCAGACAUUCUGCUCGACUUGCUACCCGACCUCGACGCCAUCAAGGAUACCGAAUGGGUCGACGUAAAGGAGCAGCUGCGCAGUCACCCAGACUUUGAUCAAUACUUCAUCGACAGGCCGGAUGAGUCUUGGGAGGAGCUGAUCCUGGGGGAUGACCAAAACGAGGACGGCCUAUGCGAUGAAGACCGCGUCCCGUUCCAGUUACUCGACAGUGAAGACGCUGAGCAAUGCUAUCUUCAGCAUCGGCAAUCGCUAGAAAGCGAAGAUCGGCGCAAUGACCAGAGGAGAGCAUUUAAAAAACUGCUCGAGGAAACGGGCUUUGUGACGCCUGGAAAAGCCCUCUCCGAGGUACGUGUGCUGUUUAUGGGUCGAGAUUGUUACGAAGAUCUACCCGAAAAAGAUAUCCAGGACAUCUACGACGAGCAUCAACAAGAAAUCACUGAGCGUGCCAAGAAACAUUUCAAGGAACUGCUUGUUGAGAGGGCAGAUCUUUUUUACGGCUUUGCUAACCUCGGCAAUGGUUGCGUCAUUGGCCAGGACGACAUACAAAACAUCACUCAGGGUCUACAAGAGGACAUCAGGUAUAAGACGUUGGAGCGGCUGGACCAGGAGCGUAUGCUGAUUUUAUUACGACACUUAGGCUUUAUUGGCCACGGACCUGUUCGAGCUACCUGUCCGGCUGGUCCUGUAACUCACUGUAUGGACCGGUUGAUAGGUCGAGUUCUGCAGCGUGCUCCCAGACCGCGAUCCUGGGCCCGCAGUUCCGCGUGGGCGCUUGCCCACUCUGAAACAGGCGAGCAGAAACUCAACGUCGUAUUAUUUGCCACAAAAUCCCUAUUGCACAGCUUUAGUCACUUUUUCAAGAAUCAGUGCUGCAGUUGUAUCGACGAGGCGUCAGGGCGGUGCAUUCUAGAACUAGAAAAGGACCAGCGCUACGCCCUUGAACUCCGUCUAAUCGACGGGGAUGUUUCACAGCCGGAGAAUUCGUUUCGGACGCCGGACUUUAUUCCACAUGGUUGCAUAUGUCUCUACGAGGACUCCAGUUCAUUGGAAUACAUCCGCGAUUCGCUGGAGAAGACACUUCUGUCGAAUUUAGAACAGGACGCUGAAUUGGUUGAGCAGGAGCCCGGCGAAGAGGCCGGACGGCAGCCUUUCCACGGUCUACCAAUUGUUCUAGUGCUUUUAUGUCGCGAAAAUGGCGACGAAGUCGAACUCGGCCAGUUACGCGACGAAGGAAAUAGCCGCGCCCGUGCGUUACAAUGUCCGUUCAUCGCCGUCAAUUAUGUAGCCGAUGGGUUCGAUCGGGCUUCAGUACUUCUAUCUGUAUCGCAAUUAAUCGAGGGAAUUCAACGACGUUCUGGCCUAAUGCAGUUGGCAGGCGGUCCCGGACGGGGUCUCGGCGAACCGGGAGCCGCGCCUCCAGACGUCAAGGUGCUCCUUUGCAUGUUGUGCGGCGACCCCUACGACGCUGAACGACUACUUUCUCCCUUGUUAUCUCAUCAAUGCUGUUUGGUUAGCAAUCUACCGAACACGGUGACGCUUGAGGCAUACGUUGGCCCUGUAGGCCCCCGCGGUAAAACCACAAUCGUUGUCCAGAUUCAAGCAACCAGCUAUCAUCGGGUUCGACCACAAAUUCCUGAUGGACAUAUAAAUGGCGUGAUAUUGGCGUACGCUCUUGAGCGACCAAACUCGCUUGCCGCACUGACUUCGUUUUCGAAGAACAUCUCACAUGUGCCCAUACAGAUAGUGGCUCUUGCAGGUUUACCGCCGACGACCGCAGAAGACGCGGCCACACGGGAAACGUUGUUAGCUGAAGGAGAGGACGUUGCCCAUGCAUUACAGGCACAUUUUCUAUGUGCUGCAUCCCCAGAUACACCGCUAAGUACGACCGCGUACUCGCCGUUCUUUAAAGACGUCUAUCAAUACAAAGCCGGAACAGAACGAGCCUUUAGUCCUGUGUGUGACGGCUCUUGUCAAGAGGAGCUAUCCGAGUACACCGAGGAGGAGGAAGACGUUGAAGGUCAUGAAGGCCACGCACACGGGGCUCCCCAUGGCGGACAUCAGGGUGGAGAUCCUUCCGAAAUGGCCACUUUACCGUUACGAGGAUACGUCGUACCGCCGCCGCCAAUGCGACACGAGAGCUAUAACCAAACACCCGCUGUCGGUAAUGACGAGAACACCGAAGGGCUGUACGAGCAACUGCCUGGCGAGUCUGGCCUUAGUCCGGGUGACGAGGAUACCCCGGGUAUGUACGCGCCACUAUACGCCAACGGAAGAGAUCCAGAUGAGCUCAAGAGAUUACAUCACCCUCACCUAGUUACGGCCCCUUCGGCCGCCGGAACUCCGGCCACGGUAGGCGUCGCUACCAGCCAUAACACCGACAACGGUGGUCCCGGCCAUAGCAACUCAAUGGAACGCAAGCCCCGAUUAUCGGCCGGCGAAGCGCCUUCGUAUCCGCCUCCACUUCCGCCCGCACGAAACCUUAUGUCAACGUUUGCGGCUUCUCGAGGUACAGCGGGUUCGACCGAGAAUGCUUAUCUGAUCUCGCAACAGCCGCCCCCGUCUUCGACGGGGGGACAGUUCUCUCGAGCAGCCCCUGGGCCCCCGGGCAGCAACAAUGCAAACAGCGUUCGCAGUUUCUUACUAAAAAAGAGCUCGUCGUUAAGAGCAGCCCCACCCCCUGUAGUUGUCCCGUCGAGGCACUCUCUCGACGCAGGCAAAGGCCUGAGCGAGGAAUCACCUGAAGACGAUACCGUCUCAUCAGGCUUAAGCGCCUAUGGAGGGUACCCUCCGCCGGACCCGGCUCCCCCCGACCUCCUGCCACCGGCCGCCGGUUUUCGCAAGGCGGGCGAGACAGCUUCACAGGAGUCGCUCUCACUCGAUGCAGGUUGGGUGGACAAUCGUCUGUAUGAGCAACAGCGUGGUGGAACAAGCACGUUUGGCCACGGUUCGCAGACGCCGGAUGACUCGUGGGAGCGUCAGCAACUCGCGCAGCUUGGAAGUCAAGUUGAGGGAACAAGCGAUCAACUGUUCCAGAGAUUUGGUGGGAUGUUCGGACCUUCCGGUGGUAUUGGCAGCCCGGCUGGGCUAGAACAACAUAAACAGCACAAGACAAGGCAAAAGCAAGUAGGAAGGAUCAAUUUGCGGGAAUUCGACCACAUCCAAAACGCUAUCCAACGGAUCAACGUUAGCGGCUCAGCGGGCGGGGCCAAGUUUCCGCUGGGAGCCCUUCCGAAAGCGCCCCACGGUUCACUGUUGCCCGCUCACGGCGGGUCCGGAUCCGAAGUUGAGGACCACCACUAUGCUCCCCUCAUUCCACAGCAGCCAAAGAAGAGAUUGCCGAGAAGCGCCAAGGACAAGGGCGAGGGACACGCAAGCGAGUCGGAUUCCGUAGGCGAACUCAGCGAUUCCGGCGACAACCUCGAGCUGGACUCCUUGGAUCUCGUGGCUGGCGUAGGCGGCGAUAAGGCGAAGCAGAGAAAGAGCUCGAAGACACGAUCAAAGAAGAAGGCAAUCGCCGUCGCGCCGCCCAAGAUCCCCCAUCUUGAGGGAGGUCUACCAGCAUUCCUCAACCCGACGACUAACCCAUUGGGCCCGCUUAGUCCACAGGAUCCCGAAAAAGCUGCAGCUGCAGCAGCAGCAACGGCCCUCGGGGUGUAUUGUUCAGCUGCGCCGUGUGCGUUGGGUCCUGCGCCAGGGUACGGUCCGUCUCUGGGCGCCCUCGGUUCGCUAGGCCUGGAUCGCCUCGCGCUGCCACCCCACAUGCCAAGCUCACUCCGACACCAUUUCCUCUUUAGCCAGCAUUUUCCCUCUGAUAACUCGCUCAACUCACACACCAAAACUCGCCUCGAUAGCCUGUCCUGUGUCGCAGGAGCAAUGGACGAUACCAUGUCGCCGUUUGAUAAUCUCGAACUUAAGCAAACAUUGGGUGAAAAGCGUCGCAAAGAAAAGGAUAAGGAAAAGAAAGAAAAGCGAAGCAAAUCGAAAAAAGGCACAAAAAAAGGUAUUGAAGAUUUCGCACAGUCGCCGGAUAAAUUUAUUCCGCUGUUUGUCGAAAAGUGUAUUCUGUUCAUCGAGACCGAAGGCCUCGAGUCAGAGGGACUUUACCGCGUGCCCGGAAAUCGUGCACACGUCGAGAUGCUCUUCCAAAAGUUCGAAGAAGAUCCGAACUGCGAUCUGAUAGAGUUAGACAUACCCGUUAACGCUGUGGCAACUGCCCUAAAGGAUUUUUUCUCGAAACACCUUCCGCCGUUGUUAUCAACGCAGGCGAUGAAUAAACUGACAGAUGCGUCCGCUAUUCCUGAUCGGUCGUGUCGCCUCCUGGAAAUGCGGCGUCUCCUACGCCAAUUACCGUUAGCCAAUCUGGAAAUACUUAGAUACGUUUUCCAUCACUUCGUGAGAGUAACCGAGAAUUCCCGCCAAAACAGCAUGGACAGCAAGAACUUAGCAAUAUGCUGGUGGCCGACGUUACUUCCAUUAGAGUUCAACGAUAUGCUCAUGUUCGAACGAGUCCGGCCACACCUCGAGGAUUCCGUACAAACAAUGAUCGAUCAGUACCGCUUUCUCUUUUGCGGCGAAGAAGAGGUCGUCAUGGUGUAAGCUAUCCCGACGAAUUGACGCCUCGUAUGUUUUGUAACGGCAUCCGUACGCAUACUACCAUCGCAAGCCGUAAUCCAGGCGAAGGUAGUAAGUGAUGGAGCCACGAUACACCCUUUGAUCCGAUUAUGUUAGUAGGCGGCACAUUUCGCAAACCUUGUGAUCUCGGCCAAGGAAGUUCCAUUAUGGAAAACAACCAAACGCUGAACCAACCUUAUGAACAAUAACAAAAAGCGAAAUGCAGACUAGACAAAAACAAAUCCACGGGUUGACACGUUGACACAUCAGCUUCACCUGUCGAUACACUCUUUAAGCUUCUGUAGAAUAUAAUCGACCUAUAGAGGAUCCCUCUCUUCUACCGAUUGUAUAGCGUCAACCACCCCCCUAUAGUCGCCCUUCUGCGCUUUGUACGUCGUUACAAUUCUGCUACAAACACUAUAUGAGUUUACACACCAGCCCGUUAUUCCCAAAACUAUUGUCUACUUCGCUGGUUGUUUCCUAAUAGCUCCUAACUGUUCAGAAACUCGCGCGGCCACAAUUGUGCCGGGAAAAAACUGAUAGUCAAAGUGAAUUUGUGUAUUUUGAUUUGUUCCGUUUUGCUCAUGGUGCUAUUCGGUCGAACCUCGAUAAUGGCACAUGUGGGGCUGGUAAUGAUAAUCGUGACGAGGAGGCUAGUGUGAUAUCACUAUCUCUUAAUUUAUUGUAUCUAAUAGUACUAUAUGUAUUGUUAGGCUACAACGACACCUUACACACAGCGCGUUGCCAUCAGGACAAUGGGUGUGAAGCGUCGAAUCACACAGAUUGCUCGAAAUGUUGAAAAAAAAAGAUAAAAAAAAUAUGCAAUGGAGAAUAAACAGGUGUUUAAGUAUUAUUAGAGUGAAGUAAUGAAGUGGUGGAAAAUUACGGGGCAGUUUGGCCGGAAAAACUUUGCACUCGCAAAGAAUUAAGGUCCUAAUACAAAGACAAGCUUGUGAAAAAAAGACGCGAACCAGGCAUAAAAGCCUUGUCACAUAAAGGAAAACCAAAUCGACUCUUUUCACUACGUGAGAUGACGACAAUAUGUGAGUUAGUGGUACAUUCUAUGUUUAGAAGAUCGAAAGAGGAUGUUGGCAGUGGAAAGCAGUGACAAAGACGAACUUUUCUGCCAGCGUAACUAGUCGCUUGCGAGUGAAGCGACAAAAACACACGCGCACACACAGAUGCAUCAUGUAAGAGAUGGCUGGCACAAAAAACAAGAAAAACCAUGCUUGUAUAUAGGCAAAUAUAUGGCAGACUACCAUAUACGAAUAUGACUCAAGGACGAAACGAAGUUUUCAAAUACAAACAGACUGACAGACAUGCACAUGCACACAACAUGCAUAGCUUUGAGAUGCUGCUAAGAAUACGAAAUACUACUGAUAGUAUGUUCUAUCAAAAAGUUUUCGCAAUUGCGUGUUUGCUUCGGUGUUUUACGACCAUCGCUGCCAUUAGGAGAGCACUGCGUACUCCGGAAAGCCAGUCGUGUCUUCUGGUCAAAACGUUCGUGAAGGGCCACAAUAAUAAGAGGUGAAGAAACACACGACGAGAAAAAAACGAUAAACAAAAAAUAGAGCUAGCUAUUCUGCGAUAGAAGACGUCUAAACGAUAAGAGAUCUAGUGGAGAGCCGAAUUAGCAAAUAGAAGUAACAGGGUGUAAAAAUAAUAUACCAAAACAUAGGGAAACUACUAAGAAGAAGACGAACUGCAGAGAGAGUGAAAAUGUUAUUGAUUUGUGGGAUCUGUUUAAUGCUAAUACAUGAACUAAUGGGUGAGUGCAAACGGGAGAGACAGACUGAGCGCAUGAUAGUAAAACCAAUUGAAACAGGGGGAUCUGGUAUAAAUGUCUUGUACCAGGAUCUUCGCAGAGGAUCUCGACUGGCUUUGACUAGCCAAUGCGUAACAGCCCUUUGUUAGUUAAGAGACGUCAAAUAGUAGUUUUUCAGUGUGUUUGUCUGCGGCUGUGCUAUUGGUAGUUCGAGUGGUAUGCUACCAGCGUAUUAAUGCAGUAUGUUGCAAUGAAGUGACAUGAGUAAAGGGAAUAUACGUGAGACUGAAUGCAAAAUGACGGGCGGCAUGGUAUGAAACGUCUAGGGGCACCAGAGACAAAAUGCGGCUUACUAUCGAUUGUCAUUAUAACCGAUGGGAGACGAAAAGCAACGCUCGAGAAAGGAUGAAUUAUUAGUUAAUUACAGAAGCUGAAGGAUCUGCUGACAUGUGCCAUUUUUAGGAAUCAGAUAGACGGUUAAAGACAGCUACGAAAAAAUUGAUGUCGAUAAGUACGAAUUAUGAACGAGAGAAUAAAAGAGACAAAAGGCAGAUUAAGGUAUGAGAGGAGAGGGAAAAAGGGCGCGAAGUAAGACGACUAAGACCCUUUUUCAAAAUAGGUACGCGGAGACAUACACAUAUGUAUCAGCUCAAACAGAUAUGCAUGUAGGAGUAUUCCAUAACUAUGAUAGGCAUAAACGGCAGAGCCGGAAUAUCGUCUCAGCGCGACCGCUUAUGGAGAACUGAUAUUCGUAUGUAAGUUCAAACGAAGGCGGGAGCGAAAGAGUAUUUGAGUCGCAGCAGUCUUGCCGAUGUGUCCCAGCAAUCGUUGAUCGAAAGCGAACGAUAAAUAAUCAUGAUGAGAGCAUCUUCCAAAAGGGUGAAGCUAACUGUGCUAAUUAUAUCUAUAUAUUUAUAAUAACGGAUCCAUUAGACAGCUGAUUAUUGCAGGCUGACAAUAUCUAUUAAACAGGUUAAUUUAACAGCUCUCGUACUUGGUAAUUAUAAUACUAAUACUAUAACUAUGAUAAGAAUCGUAACGACGCCAGGUGUACCCCUGUUAGACUGAGGUUCGUACAAACCCGAAGUGAUUCAUAGUACACUGGAAUUCCAAAAAUAAGGUAAAAUUGCGACAUAUUCAUUUAAUUAACAACAAGAUCCGAAGAAAAAUACGAUUUAGCAGAUUGUGGAACCACUGAUUUAACGAGUUCUGGCUUUAACAUUUAAUACUGAUCAACGAACGAUGGAAUCGUAAAUAAGUGCCGCUUUUAAAUCGUUUAUUAACUGCCUUAAACCCACUUCAAGCCGAGCAGGGGCGUGCCACAGGGGUUGUCGAGUGGCAGGAAGUUCACAGAGUAGGUACAGCGAUGUUUAAAUGGUGUCUAAUUGCCGUCUGAACUUGUAGCAUUACAAUUAAAAUACACUAUUCAGGAAAAUCCUGUCUAGGUGAUUUAUGUGAAGAAAUAACUUUUUGUCCGUGAAACAAAAAUAACGCAGCGGAGUUAUUGUGAAAUAAACAAUACCAAACGAAGAAGCGAAGCAGAAAGCAACAUAUAAAUAUUUAUACGCAAGACGAGUUGCCUGCCAGGCGACUCUAAUGAAAUGUAUAUAGGACUGUAUCAUAUAAGUUUAACUUAGUCAUGGGUUCCACAUGUAUAUUUUCCGGGGUCAGAUCGGAUCGCUCUGUGUCUGACCUUCUUGAAAUUAUUCGUCGUAGCAUUCUCAUCGCUCAUAGAUUAUGUUUGUUUAUGCACGUCGGGGCGUGUAUGCGUUCUCAAUCUUGGCAGGCCGUCUUUGUAAACGAGUAUUUAAUCUUUUUCCAAUAAUUAUUAUAUAUCACCCAUACUAAACGGAAGCAUAAAGCAAUAGUUACAAGGAAGGUAAAAGUAGGUUGAAUUUUUUAUAGGGACCCUAAGAUCUUGCACUCAUUCCUAGCAUUAAUUCUAGCACAAUGCGCUCGACUGUCGUGCGAUGGCGAAUAUCUAUCCGUCAAUAUUUUUCGAAAUUGUUCUGCUUGUAGAAGAAUUCGUAGCCCUUAAAAAGAUCUUCACAAGCUGAUCCUACUGAGUACGCGAUGCGCACGCAUGUACUCCUUCAUGCGAAUCGAAUCGUGGCGAAUCCAAACACUGUUUAAUGCGUCCUAUACAUAUAUUCGGUUACGGCAAAUCUCGACAUGUGGACUGGUUGGUAACAGAGAUUUGCUAUGUUUGAUUUUUCGUUUUUAAUUAUUAUUGUUUUAGGUGCCCCUUUACAGAAUAUCUUACGUGUGCGCGGAUUUAGGUUGUUAGCUUUUACUUGUUUUUUCCGUCUUGCCUUUUGUUGCAGCUGAUCAGUUGCUAUUUUUGUGAUACUUGACGGCAUAUGCCUGUAACUAAUAGUUAAUAGUGUGCAGCGUUGAAUGCUUGCAAGCAAACGUACAGAAGCCGAAACAUGGCAACUGUGCAAGGUGUUUUUUUCGUUGUUUUAGAGUUUGAUCGCAACUCUUUUUAGUAUUAUUUUUAUCAUUAUUGAGAGGUACUACAGUAUAAAUAAAAUUAUUAUUAUACCAUAUAAAUGACUGUGUAUGAAAUAUAUACAAGGUGGCCUGGUGGUAAAGCAAGAUACGGAGACCGGAAAGGAGAGAAAAAAAUGGGUAGCUCUGUAAUUUUAUGAUGAUGAUGAUGCUAUUGUAUUAUUAAUUGAUUA